AUGACUGCUAAAAUAGCGGAUGAAGUGUUUGUGUCUCUCAGCAGUCUGGUAGAUAUUAUUCCUAAAGAUGUGUACUCAGAGGAGUCCAUGGUGUUUAAAGAAGAGGCUGUAGGGGAGGACGAGCAUGAAGACAUCCACAGCGGACACCUUGUUUUCGAGGAGAGGAGCGCGUCCGAGGAGCUGCCCUGCCGCGGAGACUUGGCGCAGUACGUGGCAACUUUACGCACACACCCGGUGGCCUUUACCGGCAAGUUCUCGGUGGACUCCCGAGCUGCAGGAGGACCGUGGACACAGAGGGACGUGAUCGACGUGAUCAGCGCCGACAUCUCCUCCCCGGGGCCGGUCUCUGUGUCUGGGUCGUGUUCAAGAUCUCCAGAUAUUUGCGCAAGAGGAGGAGGAGGAGGAGGAGGAGGAGGAGGAGGAGACUGUGCCAUGGCGCACGGCCAGCCGGACCUCAGCCACAUGUACGCACCCCCUCAUCAUCACCCCCACCCCCACCCGGCUCCAUCCUACUCCUGCAGCGGGGACAUGUACCAGGACCAGUCACCAGGCGGGUACCUGGCCACCUCCACCUGCUCCGUGUCCUACCACCCUCCUCCGACCUACAACCCUGCGCCUAAAUCCACAGUAGACGGCGCUGCUCUGCUGUCUCUCCUGCCUGAGUACGGAGGCUUCUACCAGCAGAGCUGCCAGAGAGACAUCCAGGCGGUGUUCCCAGAGAGGAAACCCCUCCCGUACCCGCUGGACCCCCUCAGGGUGCCUCCACCUCUCACUCCUCUCAACACCAUCAGGAACUUUACGCACGGUGCGCCCCUGGCCGAGGGUCCGAUGGUCGCCGCGGCUUUCCCCGGCCACCAAAGCCUCCCUCUGAGGCCAAUCUUGAGACCAAGGAAGUACCCGAACCGGCCCAGCAAGACCCCGGUCCACCAGAGGCCGUACCCGUGCCCGGCGGAGAGCUGCGACCGUCGGUUCUCCAGGUCGGACGAGCUGAGCCGACACCUGCGCAUCCACACGGGCCACAAACCUUUCCAGUGCCGCAUCUGCAUGAGGAACUUCAGCCGCAGCGACCACCUCACCACCCACAUCCGCACACACACCGGGGAGAAGCCUUUCUCCUGCGACCAGUGUGGGAGGAAGUUUGCCCGGAGCGACGAGAGGAGGAGGCACAUGAAGAUCCACCUCCGCCAGAAGGAGAAGAAGUCCAGUUCAGCGUCCUAA
Molecule: messenger RNA, 1218 nt
Organism: Anoplopoma fimbria (sablefish)
Lineage: Eukaryota; Metazoa; Chordata; Actinopteri; Perciformes; Anoplopomatidae
Product: early growth response protein 2b-like
Exons: 3
Coding region: 1-1218 (405 amino acids)
Biological process (GO): regulation of transcription by RNA polymerase II
Molecular function (GO): RNA polymerase II cis-regulatory region sequence-specific DNA binding; DNA-binding transcription factor activity, RNA polymerase II-specific
Source: RefSeq, a predicted model, not a curated record